This is a messenger RNA of Helianthus annuus (common sunflower), 1765 nucleotides long. RefSeq names its product serine carboxypeptidase 1. Bases 135 to 1577 code for a protein of 480 amino acids. Gene Ontology annotation, cellular component: vacuole. Lineage: Eukaryota; Viridiplantae; Streptophyta; Magnoliopsida; Asterales; Asteraceae. The transcript is spliced from 8 exons. Gene Ontology annotation, biological process: proteolysis. The record is from RefSeq and is a predicted model, not a curated record. Gene Ontology annotation, molecular function: serine-type carboxypeptidase activity.
AAAACAUAGGUUUUGUCACUACCAACUGUAAACUCAACAAGAACAACUUGCGCCCGUUACUUCCAACAAAUAUCCAUAUGCAUAUAUAAAUUCAUUUAUAAAAUCCAAGUAGCAAGAUAAUAUAACCUUGAUCAAUGAAGAUUGCAUUUCAUUUGUUUGUUCAUUUCAGUCUACUCGUUUUCGUGUCUUGCUAUGGCGGCAAUGGAUAUGACCCUCUCGAGAACGUGUUAAAGAUCCAACGUUCCAGAAGAUCAAUAUCGAAUCAUGAAAAUAACGAAGAUGUCACAGUCCAGAACUCGUAUACUCCGGUCUAUGUAGGCCCACAAGAUGGGUUAAAGGAGGCCGACAAGAUAUCAGAGUUGCCAGGUCAGCCAGCCGGAACAAACUUUGACCAGUACUCAGGGUAUGUGACUGUUGACCCGAACCACGGAAGAGCACUGUUCUACUAUCUUGCAGAGUCACCUGUCAACUCUUCCACUAAUCCUCUUGUACUCUGGCUCAAUGGAGGGCCGGGCUGCUCUUCGUUUGGAAACGGGGCCAUGAUGGAACUUGGACCGUUUCGAGUCAAUCCUGAUAAUACAACACUGUCACCGAAUAAAUAUGCAUGGAACAACGUUGCAAAUGUGCUGUUCUUGGAAUCCCCUGCUGGAGUUGGAUUUUCUUACUCCAACACGUCUACAGAUUAUCAAACCGGAGACAUACAAACAGCGAAAGAUUCGUAUACAUUUCUAGUCAACUGGCUUGAAAGAUUCCCGGAAUACAAAACUAGAGAUUUUUACAUCACGGGAGAAAGCUACGCAGGGCAUUAUAUUCCUCAACUCGCACAGUUAAUUCUUCAAAACAACGAGAUCACCAACCAAACCGUCAUUAACCUUAAAGGAAUUGCAAUCGGAAAUGCAUAUAUUGAUGAUGAAACGGCAAACACGGGAAUGUUCGACUAUUUCUGGUCACACGCCAUCAUUUCUGAUGAAAUCCAUGAAGGGAUCGUCUCUAACUGCAACUUUACCGAAGGUGGAACGAAAACAGUUGAAUGUGAUGAAUAUGAAGGUCAGGCAAAAGCCGCUAAAAGCAACAUCUUCUUCUAUGACAUCUAUGCUCCCUUAUGUUCAUCAUCAAGCAACGGCACUCCCUCAAUAUCGGAAUUUGAUCCAUGCACUGAAAAUUACAUCUACUCAUACUUGAACACUCCUGCUGUGCAACAAUCGCUUCAUGCAAAACCGAUUCAAUGGGAAUCUUGCAGUGGAUUAAUCGGCUUAUUUUGGAAGGACGCGCCUUUUACAGUGUUGCCUGUUAUUCAGGAUCUAAUGGCCAGUGGAAUCAGUGUUUGGCUCUACAGUGGAGAUACAGAUGGAAGAGUACCGGUGACUUCAAGUAGAUAUGCUAUAAACAAACUACAAACAUCAGUCAAGACCCCAUGGUACCCAUGGAUGUAUCAAGGCGAGGUUGGUGGGUAUGUUGUGGGAUACCAGAACUUAACAUUUGUGACGAUAAGAGGAGCUGGACACUUCGUCCCAAGCUACCAACCGGCUCGUGGGCUUGCAUUCUUCUCGUCGUUCUUGGAGGGAAAGCUUCCAUGAACAAUUAUCCAGUCUCCACAUUUGGAUUUCUAAAAGUUCAAGAAAGAAAGUGUUAAGAUUGAUCUUUAAUCAUGGGCUCAACUUUUGGUUAUUGUUUUUGAGAUUACCUCAAGUUAUGUUGCAAGUAAUCUUUUUUGGUGUAUGAUCAUAAUUCUACCCUGUAAUGUAAAUCCCUUGCAUUACUUGCA